Molecule: messenger RNA, 994 nt
Organism: Gloeophyllum trabeum ATCC 11539
Lineage: Eukaryota; Fungi; Basidiomycota; Agaricomycetes; Gloeophyllales; Gloeophyllaceae
Exons: 4
Source: RefSeq, a predicted model, not a curated record
AUGCCCCUGCCUGUGCCGCCGCUGCCUUGCGCGCAUUGUCCUGGCAGCGGGCACGGGGGCCCCGCGAAGAAGCGGUUGCAUGCCUUCGACGAUGUCCUGCUGGUUGUGUUUUUCAGCCAUGCGAGGUAUGACGUGAACCUUGAUUAUUACAGGGAUGUGUAUGGGGAGUGGUUUCCAAAUAUCCUGUUCGUAGGUCCCAAGAGUCGGGAGGACAAGGGUUUCAAGCACUCUUAUGACGUCGUGGUCGAUUCGUACAUGUCUGACGAGGACCUGUCUGAUCCCAAGCACUACAAAAUGGCGGGGCGAAUGGCGCAUCACAUGCUCUACACCGCGCUGACCCAACAUCCAUGCUACAAAGGCUAUCUCUGGGCGCCCUUCGACGCACUGCUCAACGUGCCUCGGCUAACUCUGUUCGACCAAGAGAGAUUCUGGUACCACUCCUUCGCGGGCGAAUAUGUCUGGAAUCCUGCCCUGACCGGUCCUCCUCCGAAUGUCACUACGACAACUCCGGGAAGUGAGGAGCGGCAGGAGAGACAUGGCGUCAGUGCCGGGGAGCGCAUACCGAACGUCCGCGUGCAGGAAGAUCCGCCUGUGAGGAAUGACUCGGCGCCGGUGAUGGACGGAAACUAUGAUCAAAACAGGCAUGCAACGCCGGUGGUCGUCGGACCCGACCCGGAGGUGGAUUGGACAGUGGGUUGGCGAGGCUGGGGACCUGAUUGGUGGUACGUCGACCCUCGCGUCGGCCUCAAGGCCUGCUACCCAGCCUUCCUUCGUACACCCGAGCAUAUGCGUAGCAGGAUGUCGCGGCUUUUCACCAACGGGACGACUCGCUUGAUAGGCGGCUCCGCGGAUACCCUGUACAUCCCAGGACAAUAUCGGGAGGUGUUCAUCGAAACGUUGGGUCUGUUUCUCGAGACGGAAUGUUUCUUGGAAAUCGCAGUACCGACAGCGGUCCACCUGGUCGUCGGCGAACUUGGUGAGUUCGACCGGAAAG